UUUCAAAUGUGACCGGGUGCGGAUUGGCGCAAAAUCUUCGCCAUAAUCUUGGGUUUGAUUUGCGCGAGCGCGCGUGCUUCGAACGUCUUCGUCGGAACUCGAAAUCGAACAGCGAAUGUUUGUUUUAGUCGGCGACACGACACGUGUGUGAACCCGGAUUGCGCAGCCCCAUUCUUCAGCGGUGUUGAUAGAUACGUGUCGGCGGUGUUGCUUGUUGAUUGGAUCGAUUAAUGUGAUGAGCAAGCUUAUGGUUUGCUUGCACCGCUACCGAAAUGUGAAGAGGUUGGAUGCUUAAUUAUGUUUCGGAGGCGAUGAAGAAGAUGUAAUCGAAGCGGUUUGUGUCAAAUGGAGUCAUGAUGGUGAUUUGCAGCGUGAGGUGAACAAAAAAAAACUCCGGAUGUUGUAAUAGUGGUGAUCAAUUGCAAAAUGGAAUUUAUGAAAAAUGAAGACAAACAUGUACACAUAAGUGAACGCACUAUACAUAGUUUAUUUGAGUAAUACCCAUCGACUAACGGAAUAGUAGCAGCCAUGGAUAAAACAAGAAGUUAUAUGCACACGAAAAAACCAACCAAACCCCGUAAAUAUUUUGCCUUCCUGUUUGCAAUCGUCAUCGCGUGCAUGUUCACACUUCUCUCGCUUCUGCAGACCAACUAUGCCGGGGCGCAAUUCCGGUAUGGAUCCACCGACGAACAAACUCUGCUGCAUCCCGUCGAUCUAACGGAUCACGUUCGAGUUCUGUGUUGGGUUAUGACCACCCCGGCCAAUCACGAAACCAAAGCCCGACAUGUGAAGCAAACCUGGGGUCGCCGUUGCAACAAGCUGCUGCUAAUGAGCUCUUCCGAGGACGCGAAGGUCGGAACGAUUGCACUGGCUGGUGUUGGCGAAGGACGCCAAUCGCUGUGGAACAAGACGAGAGAAGCGUUCCGAUAUGUGUACGAGCAGCACGUGAACGAGUACGAUUGGUUCUUGAAGGCCGACGAUGAUACGUACGUUAUCAUGGAGAAUUUGAGGUUUUUCCUUUAUCCGUAUUCACCGGAGCUUCCGAUUUUUUUCGGUAGUAAAUUCCGUUACCCAGAAUACGUUAGUCAAGGGUACUUUUCUGGUGGAGCAGGAUAUGUUCUCAGUAGAGAAGCGUUGAAGCGGUUUGCAGAACGAGCUUUGAAUAACACUGAGACUUGUUCCACAGCCUAUGAUACAGAGGAUCUGGAGAUGGGACGCUGUAUGGAAAGUGUCAACGUGACCGCUGGCGAUUCACGUGACCUGAUGGGUCGGAAACGCUUUCUGCCCAUGGAGCCCUUGUUCCAUCUGACGACUAAUCCAGCGGAAGAUCCCGACUUUUGGUACAAACAUUACUCAUUUUACGAACCAUUCUACGGUCGAAAUUGUUGCUCGGACCUGGCCAUCAGUUUUCACUAUAUCCAAGGUCUACAGAUGUACGUGAUGGACUACUUGAUAUACUCACUGCACCCAUAUGGAGUGUACUUUAGAAAUCCUGCGCUGCCGCCAAAGAAAUCCUGGGACGAAGCGUUAGUCGUACCCGGGCCGUAUCCCUUGCCGAGUAGUACGUCUACAACUACUACUACCACGACGACAACUACUGAGGCAACGACAACUACCGAACAAAGCGAAACCAAUGCCCAGUCCGAGAGCAGUACUACCUUAGAUAUUACUCAGGCAAUUGAUGCCCUAAACGAUGUCAGUAUUGAACAAUCCCAAAUAGAUCAUGUCGUUGAUCGAUUGUUAGAGAAUAAUGUAUUUUUAGAGAAGAUGUUGGAAAAGUUGAAAUCGCAUAAUAAAUCUAUGUCAUAAUCGAUAAAAUCAAUAG
Molecule: messenger RNA, 1825 nt
Organism: Aedes aegypti (yellow fever mosquito)
Lineage: Eukaryota; Metazoa; Arthropoda; Insecta; Diptera; Culicidae
Product: glycoprotein-N-acetylgalactosamine 3-beta-galactosyltransferase 1
Exons: 4
Coding region: 529-1809 (426 amino acids)
Cellular component (GO): membrane
Molecular function (GO): N-acetylgalactosaminide beta-1,3-galactosyltransferase activity
Source: RefSeq, a predicted model, not a curated record